AAAGAGGGUAGACUCUGUCAAAGGCACCAAUAUGAGUCAUACUUGGAAUCACAGGCAACAAAGACAAAAACAAGAUGUAGAAGAAGAAGAGGAGAACAAAUACCCCCGCAGCCACAUGCAUAACCAGCAGAAUCAGACUCGUCUUGACACCAUGUCCAAGUGUGAAGUUGCAGAGCUAACAUGGGAAAAUGGGCAACUAGCCAUGCAAAGACUUGGAAGUAACAAUGAGCAAGCAAAACAGAAAUGGGAAAGGGCCAGCGACACACUAGAGUCCUUCGUGCAUCAAGCCACUUUCCAAAAGCAAAAUCAUACUAAUAAUCUAAUGGGAAGUGCCCAAAAUCAGGCAAGCAUCAACAGGGAGAAAAAUGCGUAUUCUUGUGGGGGUCAAUGGGGUGAGACUUCUUCUGCACUGAAGCAACAAACAAGAGUACUAAAGAGGAUGAGAUCAGAUUCUGACCCCCAAUUAUAUGUUGGUGGAAGAUCAGUAGGAGAAUUUAGUAUGAAUAUGAUUGAUCAGCAUGCUGAACUUAGCGCUCGUGCAAGUGCUUGGGACAAUGAUACCACCAUGAUGACAUGGCCUUGUUCCUUUGAAGAAUCUUCUCGCAGUUUUAAGUCUAAAGCCACUUGUAACGAGGAUUUCCCCUUCCAUAGUGGCUCGGAAAAAAAAGAGGAAGAACGUGAAAGAAAAGGCUCCAACCCGUUAAAACGCAGCCGAAAGGCUGCUGUUCAUAACCAGUCAGAGCGGAGACGGCGAGAUAGAAUCAAUGAAAAGAUGAAAGCUCUACAGAAGUUGGUGCCAAAUGCAAGUAAGACAGAUAAAGCAUCAAUGCUGGAGGAAGUGAUAAAGUACUUAAAGCAGCUUCAAGCACAAAUUCAGUUGAUAAACUAUGCUAGAAACAUGGAGCAGCAAAUGAUGAUGAUGCAACCACAUAUUCAAAUGCCAUUACUAGCAAGAAUGGGUAGUCUUAGUCUUGGCAUGAGCAAUGCAGGAAUGCUUAACAAUAUGACUGCUAAUUUAGCUCGAGCUAAUGCUCAGUCUCUUACAGCUCCUCUUAUUUAUAAUCCAACCUCAAUUGCCACUUCUUGUCAUCCCUUCAUGUCACCAGCCUAUGCCGUGGCCUCGACCAUUCCUACUCCACCACAAGCAAAUUAUGGUGAUGCUGCCAGUGCCACAGUCACUAAAGCUGCAGCUGUCCCCAAUAUUGCAACCACUUCAUUCCCUUUUAACAAUUACCCCUAUAGUUCAUUUCCACUUCCACCACAAUCAAUGAAGAUGGAGUUCAAUACUGAGAUGGCAGCCCAGCAUCUGCAGCAGGCCAAUCAAUCUAUGCAGACAAGAACCAGCAAGUUCAACCAGGAAAAUGUGAAUAUGCAAGGGCAAAAAGAAUGAUCAGAAUAUUUUUAUAUGCAGUCUUUUUUCUUACAUUUGAUGCAUCUUAAGUACAGUACAGGGGCACCUAAACUUUUAAGUAUUUCAUAUAUAUGGUAUAAAUUGCGGUAUCGUCUAAGUUUAAUUACUGUGCAAUAUCCUAGCAUAUUGAACUGCUUUUUACUCUUUUUUUUCAUAGUAGACAAGUUUAC
Lycium barbarum (goji berry) is the source of this 1581-nucleotide messenger RNA. Its product is annotated as transcription factor UNE10-like. NCBI's taxonomy places the organism in Eukaryota, Viridiplantae, Streptophyta, Magnoliopsida, Solanales, Solanaceae. The transcript is spliced from 6 exons. Gene Ontology annotation, molecular function: protein dimerization activity. Gene Ontology annotation, cellular component: nucleus. Bases 32 to 1390 code for a protein of 452 amino acids. The record is from RefSeq and is a predicted model, not a curated record.